Molecule: messenger RNA, 504 nt
Organism: Quercus lobata
Lineage: Eukaryota; Viridiplantae; Streptophyta; Magnoliopsida; Fagales; Fagaceae
Exons: 1
Coding region: 1-504 (167 amino acids)
Source: RefSeq, a predicted model, not a curated record
AUGAGUUGCUUCAAGCUUCCAGACUCUUUGUGUAAAGAGUUGAAUUCAAUGAUGAGUAACUUUUGGUGGGAGCAGAAGGAGAAAGAGAGGAAAAUGGCAUGGAUCUCUUGGGAAAAAUUGUGCACUCCAAAGAAGGAGGGGGGCAUGAGUUUUAGGGACUUAAAGACCUUCAACCUGGCCCUACUCGCCAAACAAGGGUGGCGGAUUCAACAAAAUCCUAGUUCUAUGUUCCAUAGAGUUUUUAAAGCAAAAUACUUUGGAGGUAGCUCGUUUGAGGAUGCACAAUUGGGCAAUAGACCUUCCUAUGUAUGGAGAAGCAUCAUGGCAGCCAAGGAGAUUGUUGAAAAGGGGUCUAGAUGGGUCAUUGGUAAUGGCAAACAGGUGCACAUUUGGAAGGAUAGAUGGAUUCCAACAUCGGUCUCUUUCAAGGUAGUCAGUCCAAGGGGUUCUUCAAACAAUGUGGAGUGGGUUUCGAACCUUAUUAAUACUGAAACUAGAAGUUAG